This is a messenger RNA of Penicillium subrubescens, 846 nucleotides long. RefSeq lists its product as uncharacterized. The transcript is spliced from 2 exons. Lineage: Eukaryota; Fungi; Ascomycota; Eurotiomycetes; Eurotiales; Aspergillaceae. Gene Ontology annotation, cellular component: mitochondrion. The record is from RefSeq and is a predicted model, not a curated record. The coding region runs from base 1 to 846 and encodes 281 amino acids.
AUGGAGCACAGUUCCGCCAAGAGCCAACAACGUUGGAAUAGCUCGAUUCUCCGAAAACUAUCUGGAGACAUAGGCGCAGCAGCAAUAUCAGCGACACUUAUAACGCCGAUAAUUACAAUCAUUGACAGGGCUCUCGUCGAAAAGUCCUCGUUCAACCAACCCAUCAUUCGCGGCCUCCGCACCCAUACCCUUGCUGCCCUAAGAAAUCCGGCACGAUUUGUCUUCCAAGUACCUUUUGGCCUCAUCUGGACCUUGUACGCCGCUACUUAUGCGGUCGCCAAUGGGGCCGACACUAUCGGCACAGAGCUGAAAGCUACAGCGACGGGGAUGAUCACAUUCCUUUCAACCACGAUUGUCAACGUCCCCUUGGGGGUAUGGAAAGACCUUAAAUAUGCCCAAAUUUUUGGGACACAACAAAGCCCCAACAAUGUCGAGACUGUGCGAAAGUCGCUUGUCCAGAACAAGGGUGUUGCACGAGCUGCAACGGCCAUGUUCCUUGCUCGCGACAGUAUCACCAUCUUUGGUUCCUUCACACUGGCUCCCAGACUCGCGGAGGCGAUACCGGACAACUUGACCAGUCAUCCACAUGCAAAACCGGUUAUCACGCAGUUGACUGUGCCAGUGUUGACGCAGCUGGUAGCGACGCCAUUGCAUUUGUUCGCCCUCGACUUGUAUAUCCGGCAGCAUCACGUACCACUCGCCGACCGGAUCGUGCAGUCUCAGCGGUAUUUGGGAUCGACUACAGUGUUUAGGUGUAUUCGAAUUAUUCCUGCGUUUGGAUUUGGAUGUUUGGCGAAUAUGGAGUUGAGGUCGACAUUUCAUAAGAAAUUAGAAGUUGGAGCUUGA